ACAAUCAAAAAUCAAUUGAAUCAAAUUUUGUAAUAUUUGAAAAAUGGCUUAUUCAUUUUGCACGAUUUGCAAACGUAACACUUGCAAAGGAAUAUCAAAAAUAUAAGAUCUUUUUUAAAGAUGUUACAUUUAUUUAUGAUAUAAAUAAGCAACCAGACUUUUGGUGCAUUUUUUGUGAAGAUGAAGUGAAGCCUAUCUCUCAGGAUGAAAGACAGAUUGUUUG
Scutellospora calospora is the source of this 223-nucleotide messenger RNA. The record is from the annotation of a GenBank genome assembly. NCBI's taxonomy places the organism in Eukaryota, Fungi, Glomeromycota, Glomeromycetes, Diversisporales, Gigasporaceae.